ACUCCUUUUUUUUAUUACAUGUUCAGUGUUGUUUGAAGUCUAGGGGGGCGGUGUUGUUGGGUCGGGAGCUUGCUGAGGUUUUGUGUUACAACAAUUGGUGUUGUACAUUCAGCUGGUUUAUAAACACCUCGAUCUCCACUGCUUUUCAGGAUAGAAGAAAGGCUUUAAUAAUCCUCUUGCCCACUCGUUUCUGGUGUCGUUGAUUAUAAGGACUUCGCGUCUUCAACGUCAACACAUCCUUAACAACUACUUUUCCUUCUUCUUGCACUUCAAUUGUUUGAAACCAGGGAGGGAUAAACCCAAGUGGGCAUCCUGGUCGGCUCGGAAGGAAAACCGACAAGAAACCAACAACAACAGAAACCGGUCAUCAGCACUUCAAGAGAAGAAAGAAGACAAGGAAAAGAUAAAUGAUAAUGUAUCAUCGUCACUCAAACGAAAACAUCAGACAGUCUCGUCCAUUCGACUACGACCGCUCCUCAACUAACUCAACCACCUACCAGGACAGACUGCCAAUCAGACCAGACGAACGGCACCAUCACCACCACCAUCAUAACCAUCAUCAUCCAACAGGCUCAACAGCAGCAGCAGCACCACCACCACCAAGCUCAACAGCAACAGCAGCAUCACAUCCCCACCACAACCAAGCACACCCUCACCCUCAAUUCGAACAACGAAGAUAUCCAUCUUCAACCUAUCACCACCAUCAUCAGACUAGCAGCACGAGGAUCCAUCAGAACAUCCCUGGCACAGCCGAUCAUCGAUUUCCUUCACCAUCCACCGAUAGAUUAUCUCGAUCACAACCUAAUAGCGCACCUCGUCGAAUCGACUACCCUGAAAGAACCAUCCAAGCACGUCAGAUGACCACCGCCCAAAACAAUCACUCCAACGGGAGCUUUGAAGACUCUAGGCGGACCUAUGAGCACAACAGGAGUAGCACUACAACCAAUAAUAAUAAUCCUAGCAGCAAUAAGGCCUAUGACGAUCAUCCUUCUUCCAAUAACCAUAAUAAUCAUACCAGCACCACUACCCCAAUCAACUCGAGCAAUACUCAUCAUAUCCAUCGCAGAUCAGACGAAUUUCCUGCAUCCCGUUCGGCCCGUUAUAAUCCGUAUCCCCCUUCUGGUCCUCGGGCUGAUUCUCACUUGCCACCAUCAAUCGGCCGCAUCUCCAACGGGGUCACUGGCCAUGCUGCUUAUCAUUCAUCCUCCAGCGGUCCACCAGCCUAUGAUGAGCGUAUGCCAGCCUCUCGUAGUCAUGAGCACAUCCCACAAAGAACCUAUGAUCCCAACAGUCAAUUCAACCACGGUCCUCCAAAGGAUAAGUCCCCUCCAUCCCAAUCCGUCAUCUUCAUGGGUCUGCCGAUCCAUACCGACGAAGCCAAUCUCAGAGCAUUCCUCGAAGAAUCUGGUGCAUCGGUUGAUAGUGUGACGAUAAUCUAUGAUCGGAUCACCGGCCAGAGCAAACGCUAUGGAUUUGCUCGCUUCCUCAGUGUUGAACAUGCCCGGGCCUUCGUCGAACCUGCAUUCCCGAUGGUGGUCUGGAAAGAGCCUAGUGGUUCGAGGUUCGAUCGAUCCGGUGACGGUUUGAAGGUCAAGAUCGAUUACAGUCAAAAGGAAAAAGUACCGUUCGAAGUCAGACAGCGAGAGCGUGAACUCGCCCCACGUAGCACCCCAGCCACCCCCUUCAUCAGUGAAAUACCUAAUCAAUCCACUUACUCGUACAAAUCAUCCUCAGAGUCCUCACUAACAACCGUCAUCAAUGAUGGUGCCCGAGAUAUUGGCGGGACACCUACCUCGAUCCUGUUACUCAGAGGUCUCGAUCCGCUUUCCACCGAACAGGAAAUUGCUCAACAUUUGCAACACAUUCCCGAUCCUUCUCAGACUGUCUUGCCCGAGUCGAUCCGGAAAGUAAUGCUGAUUAAGGAUCGGGCCACACGUUCCAGUUGGGGUUAUGCAUUUGUUCAAUUUGCCGAAGUACAGGUCGCUGUCAAGGCUUUGUCACUGUUACUCAAUACCAGCUUAUUCCCUCGAGGGUUUCAGAUCAGAUCACGCACGAUCACCGUCACCUUUGCUCAUGAGCACUCGUUCCAUCCAAUUUACACCCCUUCAGAUUGGUCGUUCAGAGGAGCUAGUGGCCAAGAGUUGGCAUACUGGGAUGACAAAGCUUACGCAGCUCUUUAUAUCUCACCUAUAGCAGAACCCGAUCGGUCUCCAUCGACUAGCAGCAAGACCAAGGCACCAACAGAAUCCAAGCAAGCAGAAGAAGCCAGCAAUGGCAGACAUGAAGAGACUGAUGUGGAUGAAGUGCUUACAUCUAUUGAUCCUGAAUCGGAAAGAAAUUCAACCAAGAAGGAAAUCUCGAUUGACCAAGAGAACUCAUUCAAGCAUCAAGCCAAGUCUGACACUUUGAAUAACCGUGAAGCUAACACAGGCGAUAGACUGACAAUGGAAUCGCAGACCUCUGAAGACCCGAAGAACGAGAAUCUCAAGGCAGAACUGAAGACUCAAGCAGAUCUCAUCAACCCUGGAGAAGGAGGCUCGCAACAAAUUGAGAACAUGAAUUCUAAGCCAAAGGGCGCUGAAAUCAAGACUGAGAAGAAAAAGAAUGGCGUUGAACCUAUCGCAACUAAGAAGAUGGUCGCCAACAUUCAAAAAUGGCAAAGCAAACAUCAAGAAAUCGCUUCUGCUGGAACAUCGGAAGAGGAGAAGUCUCAUCUCACCAUAGCCCCUGAACACCUUGUCGUUGAUGAAGACGAUUUUAGUGAUUUCAAUCGCUUGACUUGUGUACUAUGUCAAAGACAAUUCAAAUCUCCCGAGGAUUUGCAAAGACACAAUAACCUAUCGAACCUUCACAAAACCAAUUUACAGAACGAGAAACUGAAGAAGAUAGCGCGAGCGAAGAAGGCGGCUAGUCUGGCGAAAAAGCUGAACAACCCAGGAGCCGCUGUUCCCGCCCCGAAUGCUGCCACCACGUCGGCGACGGCAGAGGGCAGUGGAGCCAAGUACACCGAUCGUGCGGCGGCAAGGAGAGAGGCCUACGGGCAGCCCGAUGCGCCUAACGCAGACAAACACGAGGCUAAGAAGGCCAGAUAUGAGCCCGCCCCUGCUCCCGCCGUACCCGCUGCCCAGCCAGAUAAAGACGGGAUCCAAGCCACUAAUGUCGGCAGUAAGAUGUUGGAGAAAAUGGGCUGGCAAAAGGGCGAAGGAUUAGGCAAUGGGAACGGGAGAGUCGACCCAGUACAAGCGGCCCAAUACUCAAAAGGCGUCGGCCUUGGUGCCUCAUCUAGUGUUCCAGUCGGUCAAUAUGAGGACUCGAAGAAAGGAUUCUUGGACCAAGUCAAGGAUAAAACUGUCGAUCGAUUCAAUCAAGAUCAGUCUUAAUUUCGACCUCAAACAAUCCUCUCCCCCUUCACCCCUUCCUGACCCCCCCCCCCCCCCCUCACUCUUCUCUCAUCAUCUUGAUCACUGGCUUGGCUCACUUGUGAAAAUCAAAAGCUUUGAAGAAAAAAAUAUAUGCAAAAGUCAUCUCUUUUUUUGUUAUAAAUUAGUAGUUAGAUACAUAUAUAUAUAUAUAGGUUAUAGAUCAGAUCUUGCGUGUUUGUGUA
Molecule: messenger RNA, 3604 nt
Organism: Puccinia graminis f. sp. tritici CRL 75-36-700-3
Lineage: Eukaryota; Fungi; Basidiomycota; Pucciniomycetes; Pucciniales; Pucciniaceae
Exons: 10
Coding region: 408-3380 (990 amino acids)
Biological process (GO): mRNA splicing, via spliceosome
Cellular component (GO): nucleus
Molecular function (GO): RNA binding
Source: RefSeq, a predicted model, not a curated record